AUGAAACAAAAGAAUCAAUCUACGAAUAAUGAUGAUACCACCAACAAGUCCAAGUCAGCAAAUUCAAAAUUUUGGUUCAAAUCCUUGAUCCUUACCAUUUCCAUCCUUGUCUUAAUCAACACGGAAGUGAAAUCAGAGAUUUACAAAACAUUACAUCCACACAUAAGGCCGUAUCUACCAAGAAUACGAAACUUUUUACUGCACUAUUCUCAAACCAAUAUUUCCGAUGUAUUGUUUCAUUCAGACCAAUUUUCUCUCACUCAACAAUUAGAAUAUUUACUAUUUCAUUAUUUGGCGAUCGUUGUUCAACUUGCAGAAGGAUUGUAUCGUUUCUCACGGGUUGCUAGUGUAGGAGUAUCUUGUUUAUGGGACUAUUACAAGCAUUACAAUUCAAAGGAAUGGAAGGAACAAGUGACCAAAGAUGAACAACGACUGGCAAUGCUUGUAAAUACGAAUGAGAAUGAAAAAAACAUAUAUCACACAAAUUCGAGCGUGGACGGAAAUACCACCUCAUUUCCAAUAGAAACCAACGAUGAAACAACAUCCAUCAUUUAUCAAACACACAAGAGAAACGCUGAAAAGUUUUUAUCACUCUUUAUUGAAUUGGGUGGCAUCUUUGUGAAAAUUGGACAAUACAUGAGUUCAAUGACCAAUUUUCUUCCUGAUGCUUGGACUGACACUCUGAAAGUAUUGCAAGAUCAGGUUCCUUGUGAAGCAACAAUGGAAGAAAUCAAAUUAAUGUUUCAUGACGAAGAAUUGUUGAGUUGUGGCAAGAGUUUUGAUGAACUAUUUGAACAUUUCGAAGCACAUCCAAUUGCAGCUGCUAGUUUAGCUCAAGUUCACAGAGCCAAACUUCGGAAAGGAGCCGUUUCUGAAUUGGAGGGAACUAGUUUAGAUGGUGCUGAAGUUGCUGUCAAAGUUCAGUACCCAUCCAUUUCAUACUAUUACAAGGGCGACAUGAUAGCAAAAGGGGUUGCCUUAUCCAUCAUUCACUUCUUCUUUCCACACUAUAAUAUUUCAUGGAUGGGUUCCAUGUUGGACGAGACACUAAAUCAAGAAUUGGAUUUUAGAAUUGAGAAACAUAAUGCUGAGAAGAUUACUUUAUUGUUUGCUCGAGAAGAAGAAGGUAUGAAACAACAGCUUUACAUUCCAAAAGUAAUUUCCUCAUUAUCAUCAAAACGCCUUCUCACCAUGGAGUUUAUUAAUGGUGUGAAAAUAAGUAACACUGAAGCUUUGAGACAACGCUUUGGUGAACGUGGAAUCACAGAAGCCGCUUCUAUCACCUUUCAUGUAUUUGCUAAAAUGAUUUUCUUGCAUUCAUUCCUACACACGGAUCCACAUCCUGGAAAUAUUCUCAUUCGAGCACAUCCUUCGCACAAGAAUAGAGUUCAGGUUGUACUUUUAGAUCAUGGACUUUAUCAGCACCUUUCUCAUGAUUUUACGAUUAAUUUUGCCAAGUUUUGGAGAGCAUUGGUGUUGAACGAUAAUGUUUUUGUGAAAACAUACUGUCAAGAUCUUGGAAUUGAGGAUUAUCAACUUUAUGCUUCCAUCAUUUUGAUGAGAGGCUAUGAUGACAAGACCGGUGUUGGACUAUUUACUCAUGGAACGAAAGCAGAAUUUGAGCGUUUUUUUAAAGGAAUUAUUGAACAUAGAAUGGACAAAUUUCAACAAAUGAUUCGUAACAUGCCAUCAGAAAUGUUAUUAAUUAUGAGAACAAAUAAUUUACUAAGAUAUGUCAAUCAAUCGAUGGGAGUUCCAGUGAACAGAUAUGUCAUUUACGCAAGAGUGGCUACGGUUGGUAUUUAUAAUAAGGAGCACAAAGAAAUUGCAGUCCUCGCCUCCAACUCUUCAAGUUUUUCUCUUUGGAGAUACUUGAAGCAAAAAUCUUUGGAAAAAGCAGAUCAAAUUUAUUUUGAGACACUAUUGGCUAUUUAUCAAAUGAAGCAAUGUCUAUGGAAUUGGUACUACCGACAGUUGAUACUUCUCGGUCUCAUGAAACCUAUUCGAUUGAGUGUUGAUAAGAACGACUUGGAUGUGGUGUUGGCAGCUUAA
Molecule: messenger RNA, 2052 nt
Organism: Naegleria lovaniensis
Lineage: Eukaryota; Heterolobosea; Eutetramitea; Acrasida; Naegleriidae
Exons: 1
Coding region: 1-2052 (683 amino acids)
Source: RefSeq, a predicted model, not a curated record